Lolium perenne is the source of this 2253-nucleotide messenger RNA. Its product is annotated as transmembrane 9 superfamily member 1. The record is from RefSeq and is a predicted model, not a curated record. Gene Ontology annotation, cellular component: membrane. Gene Ontology annotation, biological process: protein localization to membrane. Lineage: Eukaryota; Viridiplantae; Streptophyta; Magnoliopsida; Poales; Poaceae.
UCUCGGCCCAACCGGACCCAACCCAAGCCUACCCUUCCUCCCCAGAUCUCGCCGCCGUCGGAAUGCUCCCCUCCUCCCGCGGCGGCGGCGGCGGCCGCACCCGCCUCCUCCUCCUCCUCGCGCUCGCCGCCGUCCUCUCCGCCGCUUCACCGCGCCGCGCUUCCGCCUCAGAGUCCGACCACAAGUUCAAAGAGGGAGAUUCAGUAACGCUAUGGGUGAACAAAGUUGGGCCUUACAAUAAUCCUCAAGAAACUUACAAUUAUCACAGCCUUCCAUUUUGUCACCCGUCCGAGAACCCUGGACAUAAAUGGGGCGGUCUUGGAGAGGUCCUGGGCGGAAAUGAGCUGAUUGAUAGUCAGCUUGACAUAAAGUUCUUGAAAAAUGUGGAAAAGCGCUCCAUUUGCACACUUGAACUGGAUUCCAAAAAGAUUCAACAAUUUUCUGAUGCCAUUGAAAGCUCGUACUGGUUUGAAUUUUUCAUAGAUGAUCUGCCUCUUUGGGGCUUUGUUGGUGAGACUGACAAAAACAGUGAAAACAAGCACUAUCUUUACACCCACAAGAACAUUCUUGUCAAAUACAAUGAUAACAGAAUAAUUCAUGUCAAUCUUACUCAAGAGUCGCCUAAGCUCCUUGAAGCUGCUAAAAAGUUGGACAUGACAUAUUCAGUGAAGUGGGUACCAACUGAUGUCUCAUUUGCACGCCGUUUUGAAGUUUACCUCGAUUAUCCUUUCUUUGAACACCAGAUUCACUGGUUCUCCAUUUUCAAUUCUUUCAUGAUGGUUAUUUUUCUCACUGGUUUGGUUUCAAUGAUAUUGAUGCGAACACUGAGAAAUGAUUAUGCAAAAUAUGCUCGUGAUGAUGAUGAUCUGGAGUCACUGGAGAGGGAUGUUAAUGAGGAAUCUGGAUGGAAACUUGUCCAUGGUGAUGUAUUUCGUCCUCCUAGAAGCUUGACAUUUCUUUCUGCUCUUGUUGGUAUCGGCACUCAGCUGGCAGCUCUUAUCCUUCUUGUGAUUGUAUUGGCCAUUGUUGGCAUGUUAUAUGUUGGGCGAGGGGCUAUCAUCACAACCUUCAUUGUGUGCUAUGCUCUUACAUCUUUCAUUUCUGGAUAUGUUAGUGCUGGUCUCUACUCGAGGAAUGGUGGUAAAAACUGGAUAAAGGCUAUGAUCCUUACAGCAUCCCUCUUUCCGUUCUUGCACUUCACAAUUGGCUUUGCACUGAAUACAAUUGCAAUCUUCUAUGGAUCAUUAGCAGCAAUACCAUUUGGUACAAUGGUUGUCAUGUUUGUCCUUUGGGCUUUCAUCUCUUUUCCCCUGGUGCUUUUGGGUACGGUCGUUGGUAGAAACUGGAGUGGGGCUCCUAACAAUCCCUGCCGAGUAAAGACUAUUCCACGCCCUAUUCCUGAGAGGAAGUGGUACCUUACACCUUCUGUCAUCUCAUUGAUGGGUGGGCUUCUUCCCUUUGGUAGCAUCUUCAUUGAGAUGUACUUUGUGUUCACAUCAUUCUGGAACUACAAGGUGUAUUAUGUCUACGGCUUCAUGUUGCUAGUCUUUGUCAUUCUUCUGAUAGUUACAAUCUGUGUCACGAUUGUUGGUACUUAUUUCUUGCUGAACGCCGAGAACUACCAUUGGCAAUGGACUUCAUUUUUCUCUGCUGCAUCUACAGCGCUAUAUGUGUAUCUGUACUCCAUCUACUACUAUCAUGUGAAGACAAAGAUGUCUGGCUUUUUCCAGACAAGUUUCUACUUUGGCUACACAAUGAUGUUCUGUCUUGGUCUAGGCAUACUUUGCGGUGCUAUUGGCUAUCUAGGGUCAACUCUUUUUGUGAGGAGAAUCUACAGAAACAUCAAAUGUGAUUAAAUUCCCGCUGCAUAUGGAUGGAGGGAGUGGUAUCAGAUCAAAUAUGUCAUUGCAGGGGAAAUGAGGCUUCCAAAAUGGAUAAAUGCUAGUUCCUGAUUAGGGUUUCAGAUCUACUCAGUAGGUUGUGAUCCCUUUGCUGACUCAGUCAAACCCCUUCCUUUUGCCUACUCAUUUCUUCCCUGGAGCUGCUCUCAUAGUGUAUACAUCUGUGGUAGCUGAGGAGUUUAGCGGAAGUGCUGGUGCACUUAGGUUCUUAUAUUUUUUUUCGUUUUUCUGCAGUUCUUUUUGAAACAGAAGUAGGAAGUGAGCAUCCAUGCGGCUCUGUCUAGACUUCCCGUGCUGAAUUGUUGCAUCCAAUUUAAGGAUGACAGUUUAACAGAUUAUCAUGUACCACGUU